Molecule: messenger RNA, 28059 nt
Organism: Cryptotermes secundus
Lineage: Eukaryota; Metazoa; Arthropoda; Insecta; Blattodea; Kalotermitidae
Product: microtubule-associated protein futsch
Exons: 9
Coding region: 7-22509 (7500 amino acids)
Source: RefSeq, a predicted model, not a curated record
GAGAAAAUGGAACUGACUGCCGAGGAAUUGGUGGAGGCAAUCUCCGCAAAGCGCGAAUCAGAAAUCAGUGCAGUUACUGUGAAAGGUCUCCCAGUUGAAGAAGUGCCGAUUGUAGUCGUAGCACGUGAAUUUACUGUGGAGAAAGAGAUAGAUGUAAAAGAUGUUGAUGAGACGUUAUUUUCGAGAGAGGAAAUCGUGCAAGCUAGAGAACCAGAAAUCUUCGGUAAAGAUAUCCAGGAAGCAGAGGUAACUGAGGAAUUGGCUGGAACACUGAGAAAAGAAAGAGUCGCAGAUGUAUUGGAUAGAGUAGAGAAGGGGAAAAUUGCGGAGGUAGCGACUAGAGAACCUAGAGCAGGUAGAUCUUCACCAUCAUUGCCUGAAGGUGAAAGGGAAGGUGAUGUAGAGCAAUAUGAAAAAUCAGAUGAGCGAUUGGCAGCAGAACUAGUAAUGGAUGCCAAAGAAUUUCAUGAAUCUCCAACUAAAGAUAUCUUAGAGACAGAAACACCUACAGAGGAUUUUUGCGAGAAACCAUGUGCGGACAGAGAAGAUCGUAGUCCGGUAUACGAGAAGGAACUGGAGGAAAAGGUAGAGACGCGUGAAGCAAAAGUAAUCGAAUCUCCGAAAAUAGAAACUGAUUCUGAAUUUAAAUCAGAUAAGGAAACACGUGUUGACAAGUCCCCCAUGGCUGAAGAUCAUCCUGAACUGGCAACUAAAGAUGAGAAAGAAGUGAAAGCAAUGAUGGAAGACGGAGAUAAAGGGAUUAGUGAAUACGGAUACGAAACGACCGAACGUGAAGCGGAAAGUGUUCACAUUGAGACAUUUGAUCCAUCUUCUGUAACCGAACCUAAGGAAGAUGGUUUUGAAAUUACGAAAACGGUUGCGAUGCAGGAGGAGAUUAUGGAAAGGAAGGAUGUUAUUGAAAUUUCCGUGACGAUGGUUGCAGUUGGAGACACAAUUUGCAAAGAAACAUAUGGCGAUAAAAAGUUUGAAAGUGUAAUUUUUAAAGAGGAAUUCGAGAUUGUGGAUAAUGGUGAGGACGGAGAUGGCAAAACUGACAAAUAUCAGUAUGGAGCGGUAAUGUCAGUGCCAACAACCUCAGAAACAGAAUCUCUAGGUGAAGCAUAUGAAGCUACCGUUACAUUGUCACCCAUACCGGUUUCUCCGUCUGAAAUGGAAGCCGAGGAAGCUCGUUCAAUUAAAGAAGCUCUCUUGGUUGAGUUUAGAGAAGUUAGGGAAGAUCAAAUCAAAUUAUCUGCGGAGAGUGAUUCUUGUAUUGAAGAAAACGCUGUAGCACAGUCAAAGUUUGUUGGUAUUCAUUAUCAAGGAGAGGAAUUCAUGGAGGAAUAUGAUCCUGAUGCCUAUGAUAAGGAAGUUGAAGUAGACGAAGCGAUCGAUGAAAAAGAGAACGCUGUUGUUACAGGAGACUGGAUUUAUUCCCAUGAGAUUAAAGACAAGGGUGUUGUGAUUAUGGCUUCAGAAGUGAUUAAUUUAAGCGAAAAUGAAAAUUUUGAGGUUGGAGAAAUGGUUUUAUUCCCGGAUAUAAUUGCUGAAGAGAAACCACACGAUCAGAUUCAAGGCCAAACUUUGGUUAGGGGACAGAAAGAGGGUCUUACGGAUACGUUGACACUAAAGAAAGUGGUAGAUGAAUUGCAGAAGAAUGUAUGGAUUGGCGAACCUAAUGAAGAAUUGGCUGUAGAAACGAGGUUCGCCAACAAAGAAGAAAGUAUAGAUUCCUUGCCCAAAAAUUUGGUACAUGAAGUACAGCGUGAUAUAGGAGACUAUGAUAGGAGACCACUUAUAAGAGAAGAUCGUUCCAGUAAAAUAGAAGUUAAGGAAUGUCAGAUCGAGGGGAACAACGUUUCCUGUAAAAUAGAAAUAAUGGAACCGCCAACAAAAGUAAAUGAUAUCGAUAUUAAGAAACCUACAUAUGUGGAUUCCGAAUAUUCUCCUUUGCUGGCGGAGUCCGCUGAUCUGGGAGCCAGGGAAAUAUUUGCUUUAAUAACCACUACCAAGGAGUUAGUGGAUGAAGUCACUGAAGCGGAUUGUGGAGUGUUACCUGAAGCCGUUACUGCUGUCGAAGGAGACAUUCUUCAGUCGGAAUCUGAGGAACUUAAAGUAAGAACAGACUUUGCAGAAAAAUCUCACAAGGAACCAUUUACAGAAGAAUCGCAGGCCAGUUAUGAAGAGAAGGAAUCUGAACUAUUGGAGGAAAACGUCUGUGAAACAUGUAUAAUAAACCCCCCUAUGAAAAGAUCUAAGUCUGGAUUGAAAGAAGUUUAUGAGCAAACCGAUAUAAGAUCACCAAUGGAGGAGGAACUUCCUACAGACGAAGCAACAAAAUUUCUUCAGGAAGAGAAAGAUGUAACUUUUCCAUAUUGCUUGAAACAUGAAGGAAAAGCCGUCGGGGAGGAGGUCGCUGACUUUAUCUUACAUGAAGCAGACAUAGCUAGUGCGGAGAGAAGGGAUUCUUCAAGCAAAUUUCCUGCUGAUUAUGAGUCUGCACCCUUUUCUAGCAGAAUGUCUUCGAAAAUUAUAUCAGCUGAGGACCAAAUGUCUGUAUUUCCUCCCGAUUCAGGGUCGCUAACCGACGGUUUAAAACCGGCAUGCUUGUCGUCUGGAUCGCAGUCUGAUCGCUUGCGUCAUGUUCUCGACAGUGGGGAAGAAAUUAUAUCUGAACCUGAAUUAGGAGUUAUCGUUGUGGAGUCAGAUUUGCAGUUCGUAGGACAAAGGUCUGGGGAAGAUGUUGGUGGUGCUGAAAUUGAACGUAAUAUUGUGGAAAUAGAUGUUGAAAAGUCCACAGCUUCGUUACUGGAUGAUACACAAACUUUUCGUCUUCCCUCUGGUAUGGUGUUUGAUGUUCCAUUACUUCCUUCCUCAGAUAUUUCUCAAAUUAAUGAUACUUGCGAUGUAAGUGAAAGUAUGGCUCACGUUACAAGCACGUCGCGUCAGCAGGAGCUUCUUAAUCAAACUCAUGUUACCGAGACAGAAGUGAAGGAACUUAUGUGUGAGGUUAGAGAAGUUACACGACAAAUUAAGCAGGAAGUCCGAGAAUUGAAACCAGACCUAACUCCCACACCAGAAGGAAGAGAGUCGUCAAUUUUGCCACUUUCUGAAUCACGUGAGUUUGUAGAACUAGCUGAUCUUGGAUGCAUUAAAGAAGAGCAAGCCAUCCUUGAUUUUGAUGAGAAGAGAUCGCAGAGUACUGUCCUGUCAUAUGCAACACAUGGUCCAUGUUUUGAUACUACUUCUCACGAUGAAAAGUUAUCUGAAACUGUAGAAGUAUUCUGUGGGCCAUUUCCGCCUUCUAAAAUAGUUGGCUUUAAAGUUAAAGGCGACACAGAGGCCUGUGAUCAAUCAGACAUCUUGGCCACUUUUAGUGAUACAAGAAUAAUGCGAAGUCUAUCGCCAGCCACUCCAGUACAGCAGAAAUUAAGUACCCCUGAAUGUCAGUUACCUGGAGGGAACAUAGUGGACGUAGAAGAUGUUGCAGAACUGUCAAAGCUAGGAAUACCGGCGCAACAGCGAACACCAGAAAGUGUGCCAGAAGACUGUAUAUGUGAAGAGCGGAUAGGUCCUCUUUUGGAUUCAUGCACAGAUAGUAAUAACGUAACAUCUGGAGAAACUGGUAUUUGUAAAGAGAUGUUAGAUACAUCGUCUGUAAGUCGAAUCGAAACGUUAACACAUAGCUCUUUGGGGUUAAGUUUUAUUCCUUCUGGUGUUUCUGGAGCUUCUGUUUCUGCUGAAAUACUUGACAAACCCAGUGAACCACAAUUUGAAACAAAAGCAGAUAUCUGUGAAAAUGACUUAGAACGAAUAUUUCUUAUUCAUUCUCCACGAAGGGGAAUUAUGGACGACUCCAAUAUUAAAGAACCACCAGAUGUCUUUCUUGAGGAAGAUGUUGAUUCAUUGUCCAGUCAAACGCCAAAGAAAUUACCAGUAGACAAUGAAUUAACCAUGGACAUUGUGGACGAGCACUGUCUCAGUGAACAUGCUAUCGAUAACUUACAUACCAUAGAAACCAGUGAUAAACCUCGAUUUGCACCGACUUCCUUGAUAGUAAAAGAAGAAAGAGCAGGUCUGAUACAGAAAAUGAAGUUGAAGUUCCAAGAGCCGCAGUGUGGUACAGACGUUUAUGAAAAUUUAAUUCAGACAGAUGCACAUGACGUUCUCAAUUCUGACGCUCUUUGUGAGAGUGAGGAAGACAUAGAUUAUGUCUUCAAAGUUCUUCCAGUAGGAGACGUAAAAGAAGAGUAUGCUGACAGUGAACAAAAUAUUAGACCACGGCAUGCCUGUAGUUUUGACACACCAGCAAAUAUUCUUCGAUCCCCAACGGGCAUAUCGAUUCCCAAUUUAUUCAACGGUGCAGCUGUAGCGAAGGUGAAGCUGCAGAACAAAGAUCUUGAGGAUGAAUAUUCAGAAUUCGUAACAGAAAAAGAGACUCCAUUGGCCCAGGUUACUGUGGCUUAUGUUGAAAAAUUAUUACAGGAGUCCCAUUCCGAAAGCGCAGAGUCCUUGGUCAAUCGUGUGAGGGAUCUUCCUGCAAAAGAUGAUUCCUGGGUUCUAACAGAAGUCGAAUCUUCUGACCUUGAUUUGUCGGCCGAAACAAAAUUACGGGAGACAGAACCCUCGGUUGCAAGUAGCACUGACAUUCCUUUAGAUGUAGAUGUUAUGUCUCAUGCGCCUUUGGAGCGCCAGCAUAUCCUGGCGAAAGCAGAACAAGCCUCUGCUGCAAAAGAUGUAACUGCCUUAAUACGAGAACAAUUUAUGGAGGUGUUUGUGCCUAUUGUGUCCCCUGGUGCCUCUGCGACACCGACAUUUGUUUCUCAAACGAACUCAGAAGUUUUAUCUCGGGAAGAACAGACUUUAGACAUGGCCCAAAUGAAAGCGACAGAAUUUCCUACGGAAUCAUCUGGCUGGACAGUAGAAUCGGAUAAAAUCUUGGACAUUGCUCAAGAUGAUAUUAUAAUGAAAGACGAUCUACUUGAAGUAACUGUGUCAACUGAGAACGCCAAUGGCGUUGUCAGCGAUGGUAAAUUGUUUAGGACGGAAUCCGGUGCUACGCAUGUUGAAUAUGAAACUGGAGUCACGCGAUCUCUAAGUGUCUGCGAAAACGUUGUCUCCGAUCAACCUUUAACGCUAGAUGAGCCUAGUUCUUUAAUCGGUCACCGUGGCGAGAAGGAUACAGGAGACGUAUCACACGACGAGAAUUCAACCCAGAAUGAAUCUGUUAAAACUAAAACCAAGAAGAGGCUUUCUGAGAGGCAAGCACAAAAAGUGUCCACUAUAAAGAAAUUCACUAGGGAACCUGUUGCUCCCAGUGUCACCAAAAUGGCAGAUGAUCAUUUGAUAGUCAUGCACCGUACGAAGGAACAUGAUAAAACUUCACAUGUAGUUGAAGUCUCAACCAGUGUGACAGUGCCCAGAUAUCGUGGUUAUAUGGCGUCCACUCUCUCUAGGGAUUUAAAAGUUGAACGUUCAUUUGCCGAACGUAGCUCAUAUUUUAAGAGAGAACCUAUUAAAAGAAGAGUUAAUACAGAAAGCGAAGACUCGUCAAGCUCCGCAUCACCUUCUAAACCGCCAGUGCCAAAACAAGUGUCCACAGGAACUGUGCCCAGAACGUCCGAAACCGCUACGAAAUCCAGAGGCGUUGAUAGCAUAUCUACACCCCCUGAAAAGCAUGUUCAGGAAACAAUGACCAAGAAGUACGUAAGCAUUUCGAAACGCAAUAAACCAACGGUGUCGGCCGUAAUAACUCGUUCAACGGCACCUAGGGAAGAGAAAUUUGUCACUAGUCGACCUACUUCAACAGGAAAUACCACCGUCCCUCAGAAAGUCUCUGCAAGUAGCGGUUCAUCUACGUCUGGUGUGAAACAGUCACGCCUCCAUUCCACUGUUAACAAAUCACCAGUCGAAUGUGACGCAUCCCAAGAUCGUGGUAGAAAGAGAAAAUUCGGAGUGCAGUCAAAGUUAACGGAUUCUAAGGCACUUGGUAGAAAAAAGGAACAGAAGAGAACGGCCACUGAUUCCGAGAUUGAUGAAAGUCUUUCUGAGGAAAUUCCCAACUCGGUGUUUGGUAUCAAAUUGAAAAAUACUGCAUCAAAAUUGGAAUCACACAGUAUGCUGGAUAAUGGGGUUGUUUUGGAAGCCAUGAAAUAUUCGACAGAGCAAACUAUGACGGAUGGCACAGUAGCAAAGCCAGUUCACAGCAGUACUGAAUUCCCGUCGUCUGUAGAAAAUAGUGUAACGAUUUCCCAUCUUCAUAACACAGACUUCAAAGACAUUGCUAUUGCACGCACUAUGUUUCCUCCAUCCAAUGCACCUAGUCCUGAAUCAUCCCCUUCCAUAAAAUCCGUACUUGAUAAGUCGUCCGCAGUCGCUUCAGAGAGAAGAAAUAGUCGCCCUCCGAGUCCUUCUCCGUCCGCAUCCCCGGUUCGCGCCGCGACAUCGGCUUCGCGAAGUACCGAGCGCUUCGACUACAGUAGCCAUACUCCGCCGUCCCUGCCAUCCAGCCCAAGCCGUGUGGUGCGACAAAUGACUUCCCAGGUUGGAGUGACGCAACUUCUUACUUCCGAGGUUUUCACGCGUACCGUUGAUGCGUCUGGCUCCAUCGAAGUCAUAUACCGGCAACCGACUUCGUCCGAGACAUUGCGUCGUGUCGCGGUCGUUCCCGGUACUCGAUCCUCUCUUCAUGAUAUUGUCCCUGGCGUUUGUAAUACCGGUACGGAAGGAGAUGUCUCACUCAUUGACACUACCGAUUCGUCGCUAUCCGACUCCGUAGCACUCCCAUCCUCUUCCUCGGAACACGAUCUGAGCGUGGACACGCGGCUACGCACUGGAGGUUCCCCGGCUUCACCCAAACCUACAAGGCGGUCGUUGGAUCUAAUCCAUGAUGGCCCGGGUACAAAACUUCGAUCUUCGGAUCUGUUGUUCGAUUAUUGUCCCGUCCCCUCAGCCGCCGAAUCUGAACACUUAACUGCGGACUCAUCCGCCUCAAGGCUUGAAGUUUCCUCAUCAGUAGUCUCGCUUGAUGCCGUCCCCAAGAUUCGGAGCUGUACUCAUGUAUCUGAGGAACGUCUGUCCCCGAUCUUGGAUGUUCGUGCCGUUACACCUCCUAGAAUGAAACACAAAUUUCAAUAUGAGUACAACAACGAAGAUGAGGAAGAAGAAGAAGAGGAGGAAACCAUUGCUGUUUUCCAUAGCUCUCCAGAAUGGGCAGAGAAAUCACGAGAAAAAAGCAAAGACAUUCAUACUACAAAAUCAGAUUGGAUGUUGAGCACAUCAGCAGGCAGUGCUGCAGUUGAAGGGUCGGGAUGUAUGGGACCUCACUGCAUGAAACCUUCCCAUCCUCAGACAGUCAGUAGUUUGAGAUUAAUAACAUCAGAACAGCUCCCACACAUACUGAGAACUUUACCUGUGAAUGUAGGUCAUUCAGAGAGUACUUUUCACACACAGUCAGAAAUGAAGUAUGAAUUCAAGUUACCAACAUUCUGCAGUCAAAGUCAAGGAUCUGAAUUGAUGGAACAAACUCACACAUUUCAAGAGUUUUCACAAGCUAAUGACACUGAAUCAGAUUUGCCUGUAGAAAUUGAAACUUUUGACAUAAACUUUCCUAAGGAGAUACCUUUGAGUAUUAGACGAAGUGUAGCAAAUAAGCACAGAACCAGUGUGCACAUUCAGUCAGAGUUUGAUCUCACUCAGUUCUUUCCUGAGAUUGUAUCAUGUCAGCCUACUAAGCCCUCUCAGUUGCCUAUGGAGAAAACAGUGCCUAUGAAUGUGAGUGAAAGUGUCUCAUUGCCAUUAGAAACAUCGGUAGAGACUGUAGGACUACUAACAAAACCCAGAAUGACGAGCCCAGCGGCAGCUCAGACAAACAGAAGAUUGAUGUUGAUUACAGAUUUGCUUUCAAAUGAACAUGAAGGUUUGGUAUCUUCACAAGUAGCAAGUGGGGAUAAAUCUGUCGAUUAUAUUGUUAAUCCUGAAGAAAUUACAGUUGAAUGCAAGAAUCUUCAGACUGCUGCUUCAAAUUACACUGAGACUGCAGUUUCCGAAGAUGGAUCUCAACUGGGAGAUAUAGUAGAACAAGUAAUCUCAGAAGAGUCAAUGAAGGAAAUUCUACUAGAAACAACUGAAAACUUCAAAUUCCACUCAGAACUGAAGAAUGAAAUACAGGCAUCUCCUAUUCCAGAGACACAUGUGAAUGUCUUCACUGUUCUGCCACAUGAAGAAACCAUGAUAGAACUCUUACCUCGGAAGAUAACUAGAAAGCUAAACAUUGAAAAUGAAAUUUGUGCAGGUUUGGAACAAAGUACUUACAAUAAGAAAUUUGAAAGUUCUACAAAUGUACGAAAUUUUCAUGAUACAAUUCAACAAAAUGAUUUAAUUGGCAGUAUUCCUGAAUCCACGUCACCAGAUGAGCUGGGUGAAACAAAUGUAGUGUCUCCUACAUUAUCCCUUUUUGUCAAGCAGAGAAACACAAAGCACAGCAGCAAACCUGAAGAGAAUAGUGAUCCUUUGUGUGAUUACAAAUGGCAUGAUAACUGGCAAAUGACAAAUGGCAAAUGGUGUAAUAUGUGGCCCAUAGAUUCAGCUCACAUUUCUCACAAUCCAGAGAAAAGUGAGUGUCCACUUUUCCCCACAAGUUGUUCUACUAAUGAUGUAUUUAAAUCUCCAUGGGCACAAAAUGAUAAUACUGCUGUACAGAUGUUAGUCCAUGAAAGUGAGUUCGAUGAAGACAUUGAGGUUAAUGUUUUGGUUGAUGACAAUCUGAGACACAGCCUGCAUGAAAUAGAGGAAACUAUUGGCCAGUUGGUAUCAGAUGUGGAGAUGGAUGAGACACAACUACUGAAACACAUAUCAUUCUUGGAAAGUCCAGUUGUGAAGAGUUCAGGUGCACUUGAGAAUGAUGAUGUAAUAUGUGACAAUUUGGAAUCAGAAAAUACCGUCUCUAGCACUGCAGUCACCCAGUAUGAGGAGCCACAAAGGCAAGGACAUUUUGAAAACAACAGACCUGUCAGAGCUGAGGUUAAGCUUUUGGUUAAAACAUGUGAUACUGGCAAAGAGGCAAUAGAAAUCCGCAGCAUGAAAGAGUACUUGGAUGUAGAAGUGGUUCAUGGACAAGAAGAUAGUCCUUCUAUGUACACAGCAGAUUUUAUUGCUCCCACAUGUGUCUUAGAGAGCUUUCAAGAGCAACCAGACUUUCCUCAGAAUUUAGAACCAUCAGCGAAACAUAUCCCAGUGAAGCUCAUGCAGUCAUCUUCUGAUUUUAUAAAUGAUGAAAGCAUUUUACAUUCACAUGAACUAUCACAGAAUGGCUCACUCAAAUUAAAAAUAUUUGAGAACAUUCAGCUAGGAAGUGAUCUUUUGAAAAAUAUGGAACUUGUAUCAUCAAUGCGUGAUUUAAAACAAGGAUAUACUUCAGUUACUUCGGAAUGUCACCAAGAGCACAACAUGGGAAAGUACUUCCAUUUGUCCCGUGAUGGUAAAUUGCUGGAUGAUUCCACAAUACAGAAACCACAAACACCAAAGCAACAAGAACAAAAAGACAAGCAGCUUCAGCAAAUUCAGAGACUUUUCAUUCGUACACCAAACCUUGCAUUAUCUGAACCUUUGAACAUGUUGCCAUCAGUAGGAAGCACCAAGCAGCAGAGCUCAGCUAAAAACAUAAAGCCACAUGAAAUAAAGAAACUUCUUAUUCGGUCCCCAAAUUAUGAAAAUUUUAUAACAUUCCCAAUAGUAACACCAUCAUCAUUACCAUCUGAUUUAAAACCCCUCUCGAUUACACCAACACCACCACCCCAACACCUGCCUAAAACAAAGCUUUUUGAAAAUCUUCCCAGAGUACCUCUUGCUUCUGAUGAAGAUCUUAAGUCUGUAUCUCCUUUGAGGCAAAACAUCUCUCUUGGCAACAUUUUUUUUUCAUUUUUACCUAUAGAUGAUGUAUCAGAUAUUCCAGAUGGCUCGAAUUCAUGCACUCCUCUUUCACGUUCAUUGUCCAUGCCAUGUUUAGCUGUGGGAAUAGGUAGUCCCUCAUCAUCUACCAUUCCACUCAGUAAGACAACCCUUUCACACCCCCUUACAAGGGUUGUAUCAAUGCCUUUACUUCAGCACGCAGUGUAUCCCAUAGUAACUGAACUUCAUGAAACAUACUUGUCCUCAUCUCACAGCAGUUAUGCAGAGCCAAAAGACUGGAGUUCUGUGUGUGGUGAUGACACUAAUCAGACAAAUUCGCCGUCAUCAAUUCCAGUUUCCACAUUCUCCAAACAAGACAUCUUAGCAAUGUUUGGUCAACCAAACUCCUCACUUUCCAAGUCACCUGUGUCUUCCAGAAGCCAUCACAUGAAAAAGUGUGUCUCUUCACCUUCAUCAUCAUCUUCACUUCACACUGAAAUAGUAGUACCUCAUACCUCUCCAAACUUUUCUAGAUAUUUUGGAAGAAAAUCGCCAGAUUUCUUCAAUUCCAUGUCUUUAAACGAUUGUCCAGAUCUUACAAAAACCCCACCUAGAUCUUCAGGAUCGCCAAAACACUGCAGAUUCAGUCAGAAUUUAAAUAUGAGUACACUCACUUGCUCUCAAACAACACUGUCUAACACACUAGGAGAAUCAGAUCCUUGGUACCUACAAACAGAAUUCCUAUUAUCCCCUGUAGCUAUCCCUUCAGGAUAUUGUACCUGGGUCCCAACUCCCGACCAGCAGACAUACAGCAGAGGAAAGUCACCCACAGACGUAUCAAGUGGAGACAUGGUCAAAACCUCACCCAUCAUUGUGGGGGUAAUGGAGAAAUCGGUUCCAAAAUAUGAUGUCAGGAAGGAAGAUUUGUCAAGCACAGCGGUGGAACCUACAGUAACAACAGAAUUAAAUCUUGAAAUUCAGAAAGCCUCAGAUGAAUGUUUAGCAAAGGAGAAAGAGGCCAUUCAAGAGGCAUCUUACAUGAAAGGAACAGAAGAAAUGACUAGAAACCCUGAUACUGUUUCAAUUGCCGAUUUAAAAAAGAAUAUUAAGGAAGUUAGUGAAUUCUUGUAUUUGUCAGAUAUAUCAAAAGUGACACGUGAUGUGUUAAAAGAGACUACAAGGGAUUCUGAACAUGUGAAUGUAAGAGAUAGUACAUGUAAAAUGAAGGCUGAUGAGGCUGAAAAUAAUGCUAACCUGAUUAAAGGAAGAGAUACUCAUGAUGAGGUCACAAAAACAGAAUAUGGAAUUAUGAAACAGGAGGAUAUGAUUGUAGAUGAAAUAAUCAUGCCUGAUGAAGGGAAGGACACUGUAAGAGACGACAAAAUCAGUUUAAUAGAAGACAUUCAUGAUCAGACAGAUCAUGCAGACAGAGUGCAGGAAGAUAAAAAGGUAGAUAUAAAAAUUGAGAAAGGUGGCAAGUCAGACAGUGAUAUUGAAGUUCAAGAAUCAAAAGAUUCAGUCAUUGGUAAUUUGAAGGAUAUAUCCCAAGAAAGGUUAGUACACAGAAAGGUGGAGGAAUGUAAAACAUUAAUUUUGGAUGAGAAUCUAGAAAGUGAAAUUUUAAAGGAUGCAGAAACCAUCGAUAAUUUAAAGGACACACUUCAAGAAAAGUCAGGAGAGAGGAAGGUUUUGGAGUUUAAAGUAGACAUUUCAGGUGGAGAACUAGACUCAGAAGUUUUAAGAGAUACCAUGAAAACACGUAGAGAAGAGAUCAGAAGAGAUUUAGAUGAUUAUAUAGAGGAGGAAAUUAAACCAGCUGUAACAGUUCAGACAUCUCCCAAAAUAAAAGAGAUUCAGUCAGAGACCAAACCCAUAGUCACAACUCCAACACUGUCCCGUCGAGGACUGGGGGGUUCACAGCGCUUGUCCCGGGACCAGCGUCCACCACCACUUGAUGUUUCCCAUCUGAUGUUGAGUAGUGAAGAGGGGACAGAUGAAGACUUUGAUGCAGCAGGAUACAUUGUGACUGAACCUGGAGAUGAGGGUAUACCAAAACAACAAUUCCAAGAAGAUGGCAUUUAUCGAAUAAAUUCCUCUCCAGAUAUACUGGCAGAGUCUUCACUUCAAAAUGAUCCUACUAGACUGAUACCCACUGUUCAGGUAACAGAGGAUAUCAAAGAUACAUUGCUCUCAGAGGUUUCUAUUCAGGCAAACCAUGGUGUACCAAGCAAUGAAACUGAGCAAGAAGUGGCUCAGAUACCAAAAAUGCAGUUUGAUGUUCCAGAAAAGGUUCAGACAAUGAAAGCAAGUAGAGAGGCUCACAUACAGCUAGAAACUCCGCCUCAUGAAAUGACUACGAAAUCACCCCAACCAUCCAUUCCAAUUGAACAAGUUAUAGAGCAGCCUUUGAUGACCUUUGACACUGUAACAGAUUUGCAGAUACCCUGUCUGGUGACCAUAGAAGAAUAUGAGGAUGAAGUACAGAAACAUAGGCCAAUGUUCCGCAUAGAAUCAGAUGAUUCCACUGAACAAGGAGUGGAGGAUAUUGAAGCACUUAUUGAGAAAGCAAAUCGUGAACUUGCAUUGGAGAUGGAGAGGGAAAGAUUUAAGGUGUCAGAGGCUGAUGAAUCGCCUGAGGAGGAGGAGGAGGAGGAGGAGGGGGAAGGAAACAUUAAAAUGCAUGUUCCAGAACAGGAACCUGAGGUGACUGGGGAGCAUGCUGUUGGACCAAAAGAAUCUGAUUCCAAGCAUCAAAGAAAACUACGCCGUGUGGAGCGGCGAUUUGAACGAAUGGCAUCUGAAACAUUAGAGAAAGAAGCUGCAGCAGAGGGCAGUAGAACACCUGAAGUUGAGCUACGUCGUGAGGCAGAGUUUGAGCAAAUGGUAUCGCAGCUGUCAACAGAGGAGGUUGCAGAAUGUCAGCAAGAGUACUCACAUCUGUGGGAUGAGGGAGGUUUGACACCAUCUGAAGACUGGGAUUCACGUGAUCCUGAUACACCAAGUGGUGAGUUGGAAGAAGAAUCCACCACUGCAUCACCACCAGAGAGCACCAGACCACUAACAACAGAGUUGACGGAUCGCCAGGAAUCCAGGGUGGAGGAGCCCCUCAUCCUACACCCAACUCCAACCCCUCGCCUCAUCCCAAAACCUGAAUCCCGGGAAGACGUAACCUCUCAUCUUCACACAUCCCCACUGGAACCCGUAGGUCCUGGAAUUUCAUAUGAAGUUUCCCCUGUAUCCCACAUACCAGUUGAGAGAGUCAGUGUAGGGAUAUCCCCUUCUGAAGUCAUAUCUACAUUUGAUGACUCCAGGACUGACACAGUAGAACCAGAAGGAGAGAAGAUUGUUGAGGUAGAUAUCCAGAGUUAUUCAGACAGGAAGAAAUUCUGGGAGCAAAUGACAACUGGCCAGGCAAAGACCACCCCUGAGGCAGUUGUUAAACAGCGCACUCUGUGUCAAGAGUCGGUUGCACCGCCAGUGCCUAAGCCAAGGUCCUCAAUAUCCACUCCUGCACCUUUGAUAUCAGUACUUCAAGAAAGUGGCAUUGUUAAGUCAGAGACAGAAAGUGAUACAGAUACUACGACUUUUAGUGAUUCUACGAUCCGCAUGCAUCCUCCGCCAGCCUCAGUAAGCAAACAGUCAACGUUCACUGGCUCCUCUGACACUUCUGACCGUGAAGGUUCUGAAACGGAAGCCAUGGACGUUGCUACGAGCCAUAUUACUGGUGUACCCACUACAGUUCCGUCUGUAGUUGCGGUGUUCAGCCAGCAGCAGUCUCGCACUGAAGAGGAGGAGGUAGGCAGUAGUGACUCAGAGGCAGAAUAUCUGGCCAAGUGGGUGGACAAACCUUUAGCAUAUGAGAAUACAGCCUUUAUAGGAGACGAUGAUGGUAGCAGCAAACCCUCUAGCCGUGUUGGGUCACUAGACAGCAGUGAGGAGAUACCCACACUUUCAAGCAAGAGAGCACUAUUUGAAAAGAAUUUUGAACAAACAUUGCCAGUAGCGGCUUCUAGGAAAGUUUAUGAGAGAUCUGUGUCUCUACCCACAGAAGACCUCAUUCCAUUUGAUCACAAUGGAAGCGUGCGUGCUAAGAAGCGGUACUUUGAGGCUCAGAUCAAGAAAGAAAUGGUUGUGGAACAGCUUAUGACGCAACUAGAAGAAGAGGCUUCACCUGAACACAAAGCAAUCUCUCAGACUUCCUCCAACCAGAAAACCGAUCAUGAUGGGACGAUAAGCCACCAGAUACACAGUGAUAUAUUCACCCAAGAAUUAGGUGAAUAUAUAGAACCGUUGGUGCCAGAGAGCAAAAAUGUUCUAACGACAGUCAAACACACAGAAGAGGGAAGCCAAGAAGAUGGUUCUGAGGAUGAUGAAUAUUGUGUUGGUACUAUUUCAGAAAUUAUGAAAGUAGAGAACGAAACUGAUGUCAAAUCCAAAGUUAUCACAGAUGUUCCAAAGAAAUGUGUUCAGAAGGCAGGUUUUGAAAAAGAAGACAAGAAAAGGAAAGUAGACAUUGUUCAAGAAACAGGAAUGUAUUCUGUCACUGAAGCUUCAAGCAUAAGUGGUCUGGCUAAAAAAUUUGAGAAAGAUAUAUCUUAUCCAGGUCAAGAAGUAGCGGUACCAGAUUUAUGCGCAGUUGGUCCUUCUAAACUUAAUGAAUUUGAUGCCCACAUUUCUGGAGAGCCUGGAGUUACACAAUGUACAGUACAAGGCAUUGCUCAAGAGUUUGAGCAGCUGAUAGCAAAACCAGAGUUUCAAGUAGGUAAUGUUGAGGAAAGACAGGCAGCCAAAGACAUAAGAACAAUCCUUGAGAGUGAGGUUCAGGCUACAGCACCUCAGUCUUCAGAUGCAACGACAGAGUCUCCUACAGAACAUGGUAAAGCCAUGACAGAAAAGUCUAUGGAAAUGAUGUCUGAAGUAUCAGACAUCGAAGUGUCCUUAGAAACGCGAGACGAAGUGAUCAGUGAUCGGUUGUCAGAGGUGCUACACUAUAAGACUGAAAAUAUAACCAAACCAUCAGAUUCACUUGAGGUACAUGUUGACAAAAGUGAAAUUGAGGAGACAGAGAAAGAACGCGACAUUGAAGAAGAUAUCAAAGCAAUGGAAUCCAGUAGACUUCAUGAAGAAGCGAUGCCGUCCAUUACUGUAACUCUGUCCGGAAAACAGCGAACAGAUAGCUAUAGCCAAGGCGAAAGCGAAGAUACAGCUUCUGAAUCAGAUGUUACUCCUGAGGAACAUCCAUUAUAUCGACCAGAAGAACAUAUUCAUGACACUGUGUGGGAGGUUCCGGUUCAAGAACAGGCAGAGUCCAUAGAUGAAGAAGUUGUCCUGGAAAUACCCAUUGAUAAACAGGUUAUUGUAGAAAAGGAUGAAGACGAAGAAGUUGAAAGCGGCGAAACGCCUGUGAAAAUAACAGAGGAAGAAGCCCGAAUCAUUGCAGAAGAAGUUAUGGACAGCAUCGAAGCUGAGGUGGCUAAACGAAGUGAGUUAAUCGUUGAUAAUUCAUCUCUACCCGCUCCACCGCCAGAAACGGCCGAAUCGCAGGUAACGGAAUACCUGCGACAGCUGGCCGACAAGGAGGAACUAGAACCACGAGAAGUUCAACUAAUAGAGUCUGUGCUAGCCAGAAAACACCGAGAAGAAAUGAAAAAGUUGACCCGCACGGACACAACAACAUCCAGCAUGGAGAUUACGGAUGAGGACUUGCGCAGUAGUGGUGUAGAAACGGAUUUAUCUCCGCUUGACAGCCAAGCCGGACGAAUGCAAGAGCGUACCCUGUCAGAGGACACUCAACACAAUGAUGUAGGUGUUAAGCUGCAAGGUGAAGAAGUAGUCGAGAAAACUCUGGCUGAAGUACGGGAGUCUUUAGAAGCAGCUCAGGAACAGCUUAUCGAGCAGCAUAAGAAGAAGGAAGAGGUUGUUCAGAAGAAGGAGUCCCCUUCAGAAUUCGAAUUCAAAGUGCUGACAUUUGAGAAAACGCUUGACAAAAGUAUUGAGGAAUCGCGUUAUGAGGAAGUCAGUGCAACUACUGAGUGUACUGAGUCAAGAAAGGAUGACAGAACAAUCAGUCGUGUCACAGAUAUUGCUGUUGCUUUGUCGGAGAAAGAUGAAUUAGCUGAAGAAUCCAGAGCUACAGAGAGAACGGACAUAAAUGUCGGCAAAGAUGGCAUACAGGAAAUUAUAGAUUCUAAGAAGGAUAUGCUUGAAGAACGAGAUAUUAAACUGAAGAAAUCAAAAUUAGAAAACUUCGCUAUUGUGACAGAGAAGGCAGGUCUUGUUAGUGAGCAUCGUAUAUCUACUUGUUUUUCUGGCAAAGAGGAGCAGUCUUUAAUGAGUAAGGUAUCUGAAGCUGAAACAAAAGAAGGGGUUAUACAGGUAACGAGUGUCUCUGAGGAGAAGGAAAGUAAUGAAGCUGUGUGUGAGGAGAAACUUGUAGUUGAGAGCAAACUAGAAAACGAACAUAUUAGUUCAGUUUCCGAGAAAGGGCAUGUUGCACGAGCACAGACUGAAACAGUUAAGUUGACAGAAGAGGAGAUUAAAGUAGCAGGAAGCACAAAAGAAGAUGAGUUGAAGAGUGAAUGCAGGCGACAGACUGAUUCUUAUCUGGUAGGAGAGAUUAAAGUUGAAAAGUUAUCAACUUCUGAAGUUGUAGACCAAAAGGAAGAUGCUACUAUACAAGAGACAUAUAUGACAGAGAUACCAAAAUGUGAUCAAAAAUCCGAAGGAGCAAUGAAAACAGAACGAAAAGUUGAAGUUAAGAAGGGUUUGAAACUGGAUUCCGGUACCAUGGAAACAACCAUGAUCGAUCAAGUAAUGCCGACUUUGACUGAAGGCAUAGAACUAUCGAACGAGAAUGUCCAUGUGGUAGAAAAGGAGAUUAAACGUACACCAAGCGAAGAGUCGCAGCGGUCUCUCUCUCAGGACGAGUCCACAAAGUCUCCUGUAGAUUCAUCUUCAUCGUCAGGUCGCCGGGCCGAAUCGGACACUGUAAGAGUUAUUGAACGUCCAGAUGGUAGUGAGACAACAGUAGUUGUCCUUCGGCAUCCCCGCCAGUCUAAGCCAGAUGCCGAAUCGUCUAGUUCUGGAGAGCGAAGUGGAAGUGCAACAUUGCGAGCUGACAGACGUUCUGGUGCUGACUUCGAAACUUGGUCAAGUUCAGGUGAGAGCCAUUACCAUUCCUUCGAACAGACCUCAGAAAGUGGUCGUACAUCUAGUCGUCCUUGCUCCUCAGAUGUUGAAGCUCUAAUGGCAGGAGUUGGUACCGCUGGGUCAUCUGAAUACGAGUCUGCCUUGACAUCUCAAGAACUUUCAGCUCGUUCUACAUCUCACGAGUAUCAUACAGCUGUCAGCUCCUUAAGCUCUCGCGACUCAAUGAAGUCUCUGGACUCUGAAAGUUCUGGUCACCUGGCUAGUAUCGAAGUCUCCAGCGAGGCCUCGGAAACUCUCGUUCCUUCUGCGUUAGAACUGGAAAAGGAUAUGGAACUAACAUCAGGAGCGUUGAUCAUGGACGACGAAGAUACUGAACGUCGGGAAUUGUCAUCUCAGCCGUCAAUAAAAGGAGUAGAAACCUAUGACACAGCAGUUCCCAUUCAUGAUAUCUGUGGAGAAUUAUCGCCUCAUCAGUACCAAUCACACACCUAUUCUGGUUCAUAUAUAUCUGAAGCUACCUGUUCAUCCGAUAUGACUACUUCGGCCUUUGAUCAGGGUGAAGCUUCUCAGGUAGAUGAAGGACGACAGAGCCCGUUUGAAAUAAUAAGUGAAUCGGAAGUACUUGAGUAUCACGGUGAGGAGAUUUGUGGUUCAGAGGAUGAAGAAACUGAUAUUGCUGAGAGGAAAGAAAUUCCUUCAACUCUGUCAACUGAUGAAUCGGGAGAUGAGAGACCACACUGUAUGAAACGAUCUCAUGAAAUGAUUUUCCAGCCAGAACCGAGACCUAUUAUAACGGAUAGUCCUCUUUCUGAAUCCGCCACAGAAGAGAAAUUUGGCUCAAGUGUAGAGGAAGGUAGUAUUCUCAGUGUUAGUCUGUCUAGUGCUUCAGAUGCCACUGGUCUGAUGACAGUGAUAGAGCUUUCGAGGGCAGAUUCUGAACGCAUGGAUGCUUCGGUUACUUCAGAACAACUAACGGUGUCGGGCACCUCGGAGCAGCUCAGUCUUGAGGAAGUAGACCCGACAACACUCGCUGGAACUCAGUUUGUUGAUUCUGAAACUUGCACUUACCCCACGUCGACUUCAGGCCGUGAACUACAUCUGUCUUCUGUAACAAUCACCACUUCAUCAGUAGACGAAUAUGGUGUUCAAAGCGUAUGCACUCAAGUAACGUCUCAGUCUCACACACCUGUCCCGGAAAAUGAUGAAGAUGACAGUCAGACAGAGACAACAGAAAGAGAGCAUGAAGACGACUUUCCUCAGAGUAACGGACCUACCCAAGUCGAUUACGUUCCUGAAUAUGAUGAUGAUUAUGACGAAUCUCGGAAACGUCACAUGGGACAUCGCCGCAAGGAAAGCACAAGCAGUUUUGUACCUGCAGUGUUACCAAUUAUGACGAGUGCGGCACCAGCACAAGUAGCUAGACCCGUACCUGAAUUGAGUCCGUCGAAAUUUGAUACUGUCGAAGGAGUAGAAGAUAUGGCUGAAAGUGAUAAAUAUACGGAAACGGCACAACUCACACUGAAAGAAGUACGUAGCGAUGAGAAGAAAGAUGUUGACGAAGCCGAGAGAUUAGAGGAAGAAUCUUACCAGACUGAGGCAGACCAAGGAUUCCAUAGAGACCUGCGCGAAGGAAGAGUUUUAUUGGAAGAUGUUUCAGGAAUUGAGGAAGAGCCCGAGGCCGAACUUGACACGAGCAGACCACAGUCUCAAGUCAGCAAGUCAGAUUCUGAAGGAUGCCGUCCUGUGUCCUCAGGCUUCUCUGAUGAUCGUCCUGACUCUGAACUGGCUGAAUUGCUCAAACAGUGCUCAGAUGGUGGCAAAGAUCUUGAAGAUCCAAUCGAGAGGCCCCUUUCUCCUGAGCCUGCUGACGAAUGUGAAAUCAAAGACGAUACACCAGAAUUUUCCUCUGAAGCUCAAGCGAGCGUAACUGAGCUGGAAAUGGAGUAUUCUGGAGCAUUUAGUCGUUCGGUAGAAUAUGCUUCUCAUGUGAGUCCUAUCCGCGAAGAGCGCACUGGGAUGCAAUAUGAUGAUGCCUGCAGCGUGACUGAGCAGCCUUCUUCUGAUCGCGAGGAUGAUAUGGCUGAAGCAGAGGCCGCAUUUCAGAUGACUCCUCAUGUACAUCCCGCUGUGCCUCCUUCCUUACCAGCAACAAUACCUGAAGACCCAGCCGCAGAGAAACAUGAAUUAGAGACUCGAGAUAGGCCUCUGAAGGAGAGCAGGAAGCAUCAUGAAAUAGUAACUUCUCCAGCUUCCGUACCAGACAUUACAGUCACCCAACAUAUGACUCCAUUGGUAGAUCGCGGGUUUCACUACCCUGAUUUGGAAUUGGAAGAGGAAAUAGCAGCGACAAAAUCUGCGCCCCAAACACCAGCGUCUGUGUCGAGUAGAGCCUCUUCUGAGACUGAGACCGAUCAAGGUCGAGAGUAUGUUUUGGGGGAAGAAGAAAAUGGUGAUUUCAUUGGAGAGGAACCAGAGCUUGAAGACAUCAAAGAGGAUAAGCAUACUGAGUGGCGGUCUAUGGAUGAAGUCUCAGCUACUGAAGACAAAACCGUGUAUGAAUCAGAAGUAAAGGAAGGUGUUAAAGCAGAACCAACUUCACACACAUCUGAAUCCCCAGAGAGUGAUUCCUUUGAGAUGCUAGAAAAACCAGAUCUUACAGAUGAAUAUGUCGUGAUAGAGGAAGUUGGGAAAGAAGCAGAAGAACAUGACAUGGAAGGGAAAAGCGUCCAAAUCCAGAAGAGAACUCGGAUUAUGAAGAAAACGCAAGAUCAGAGUGAUGAGGAACUGAUCUCACCUCCAGCACCUGCCACUCGUAUGACAGAACUGAAAUAUUAUCCUGAGCCCGGAGAAGACACGGGUCCAUUUCCGUUUGAUUCAGACAGCCCUCCAACUGCUGCCGUUGCUAAGAAAUCUGUAGGCAUCCGCACACAUGAAUUGGACUAUGAAGGAGAAGGUGAAUAUGACAGAGAUGUAGAGGCAGGAAAGAAAUGGAUUGAGAUGCAGUUUCAAGGAGACGCUGCAACAGCUACUGCUGUUGCUGGGUAUGGCUAUGAAAUGGAGUUUGAACGUGGCCCACUAGAGGACAUUAAAGAAGAAGAAGUUAAUGAUUUUGACCAAAGCAGCAGUAAGGUGGGUAGCAUGGGGAGCUACAAAGGAUCAAUAGGUAGCUAUGGAAGUGUAAAAGAGUCUCUCAGUAGCACUCCAGAAUAUGAUGUCUUGGCUGGACGGAAAUUUUUUACUCGUUCCGGUGAGCAUGAUGAUGUAUCUAUGAGUUCACUACAAGAAUUUGAACAGUUAGAACAUCAAAUUGCUUUGGAGGCCGCGCGUAAACGGUCACAUGGCUCUCAGGAUUCUUUGAACGGAAACAACAAGCGGUACAGUCGCAGUGGUCAGGGUGAUGAUGUGUCGCUCUCAUCCUUGAAAGAGUUUGAAGGCUUAGAAACAGCUUGCAUUGAAGCUGUCAAAAUUGAGAACCGAGCCAAAGAGGAAGAAGCACUUUUAUCAGAAAUUGAAGAAGGCCAUGAGAGCCAAGUAUCAGAGUCUGAAAGCUGUGAGACCGUGUCUGUAGGUGAUGGACGAGGAGUUUUUGGAGGAGGCGGUGAGAGUGUUGAUUCUGAUGACUAUGAGAAAAGAAUGUUUGAAAUCGAUGAGAUUAUUCGGCAGGCUCAAUCAAAUGUCGAGCGGUUUAUCGACCCUAAAGAUGAUGUAACAGAAUCGGUGGGUCGUGGUGAUUCUUUAGAAGAAGUGGCACGUGUUCCUGAGCUUGAUCUUGACCAGCCAUUAUGUUUGUUCCCUGGUAAAAUGACUGCUGGGUGGCGCGAGGCAGAUGAUGAUGUAAUGCGUACCAGUUCUGACUCACUGGAAAUGAAAGACCAGUCAAGUGCUCUGCAUGCCAGCACAGACUCCUUGGACCUCAAAACUGUUGCUGAUGUGAUGACUGCCAGUGCAGAUUCCAUCGAGUUACAGAUGCAGUUGUCUAGUCGAGGUGACAUCAUGACUGACUCCAUGGAAGUACCAGGUGACUUUGCUAUAAUGGCCGCUUCUACAGACUCCCUUGACAUGGGUGGGGGUGCUGCUACAGCAGCAACAGCAAUGACUGAUUCCAUUGAAGAAGAGGAGGAAAUUUCAGUGUUAGGACAGGCAGAGGGUCAAGGUUCAGGCUCUGGAGGACAUGAUCAGAGCAGUUCCAGUGGACGUGAAGGUGACCUUAGCUCGUCUGGAAAGGAUGACAAUAGUGGAGAACAUGGACGUAUGCCACCACCCCGAUCAGAUAUGAUGCUUGGGAGCACAGAUUCUUUAGAACCUUCAAGUUCCACGGCAACUCAUGCCACAUACCAGUAUGAAACAGAUUCUGUCAUGUCAUCUAGCUUUACUAGUGGAGGCUCUAACACUAUGGUUUCCAGCACAGACACUUUGGAUCCUUCAGGAACAGGGGCUGAUGGGCUGGAUGCUAUUGAUCUUGCAGCUGCUGCACGUUCUGCAGGAGUUUGGUUUGAUGAUGGGAAUGGCAGUGGAGGAAAACCUUUUGUUACAGAAGUCAUUGAACCAUCAGAAGAAGAGGAAUUCUCUCAUACAAUACGUCGUACUGUUGAACUACCACCGGAAGUUAGGAAAGUAUCUUUUCAGGGGCCUGAUGCAGAGAGGGCAUUGAGAGAAUAUGUGGAACGCUUUGCCCCUGGUGAGGAUGUUACUGAAACCCAAGAAGUUGACAGUGAGGGUAAUGUUCAUAUCAAACGUGUUGUUCAGCGUCGCGUUGUGGUCCAUUCAGAAGAUCUGUCGGGUACAGAAUUAAUUGGACCUGAACUUGAAGAAUAUUUGAGACAUGUGUCUAGUGGAGAAUAUGACCAGGCCUCAGGAGAGGAUGUCCCUGAGUCUGACUAUACACACCUUAUGACUUCUAUCACUGGUGGUGCAGAAUCAUUCUCCUCUCCUCCUGAGGUGGUGACUCAUCACACCUAUGUCACUCGUCACAUGAUCCAUCCUACACCUGGGGCUGUAGUUACUUCCACCACCCAGCAAGGAUUAACCACCACCACCACCCCCAACCUAACAGGUGAUAUGGUGCUUGGUGACUGGAAGCAGCAUCAGUCAACGAGCAGAGAAGAGUCAGGCAUGCAAAGAGCUAUUCGUGGUGUCCAGUCACAACCACCAUGUCACCACCCGCCACUGCACGACAUUAGUGUUGAGGAGGAUGACACAGAAGUGGACUAUCGUGAACAUGACUGGCGCUUCAUCCCAGAUCCUACACCUGAGUUAUCUGCUGAAGAGGUUGAAGAGGUAGCAGGAGCUGAGGAUGCCAAAGAGACUGUUGGCCAGACAACUCGGACAGAGACCAGACUUGUUGAUGGCAAAACAGUGACUACAACCACAACAACCACUACCACUACCACCAAGACACCAAAGGAACUGGAAGAUAUGCAAGAGCACAUCAAGAAGUCCUCUGACAAGGAUAAAUCAGGAAAGCCAAAAUAAUCGUCACACCCUCUGGAGUAUGCUAGAUCUGUUCCUGUAGCCAGCAUAAGUACAAAGUAUAGUAUGUCAUCCAUUUGAAACAAUGUCUCUGAGGUCUGACACAGUUUGAAGUUAAAAUUACAAAUGUACAAAAGAGUGCUAAGACAUAAUACUGUCUGGGAAUUGAAAUUAAUGCUGUCAGGGAUAAAUACUUCCUUGAAACUUUUAAAACUACCAGUGAAAUUGUAACUGUAUUGUUCAGACAUCAUUAAAUGCUUCACCUGUUUUGUACAAAACUGGCAUAAUAUUCUCUUGAAUCUCCAAAGGCACACAUUACUCCCUGACAUCUGUUUCUAAAGAAGGUUUAUAAGUCCUUAGUAAUGUUGAGCAGCUCUACAAAAUUUGUAGGUUAUAUAGAACAUAAUGUUAUUAUGGUAUGAUCAUAUACUGAGACAUUACUCCAACCUCAGGACUUACGUAUUUAAUGCAGUGAAUUAUUAUCAAAAUACAAAACAGAAACUCAACCUUUGCCUCACCAGUUUAUAAUACUCCACAUCAUUGCAUUUCUCUGUCUUGUGAGAUUACAAGCAUCGUUAUAGUUAUUUUAUAUUUGUCCACAUUUAUUAAGCUGCAAGAAAGAUUUCCAAAGAUAAAGUGAUAAUUGAGAAAUUACAGAAGAUCACUUACGUUUAGCAACGAGAAUACCCAAUGCCUCAAGAUACAGUGUUCUGAAUCAAAUCUGUGCACAUGUUCUUAUUAUUUAAGCCAAAGUUUGUCUGAUCCCAUUGAGUUGUGUGGAAUCAGUGCUUGUGUCUCAGUGCUUGUGUGUUUCCUUUCACUGCUAAUUGAAAGUUUGUGUAGGAACAUAUAAGCCUAAAUAUCACAAUAAUCCACUAUAUUCCAUUUCUAGUUCAGGGUACAAUGUUCGAAAGAAUUUCUAGCAUUGUUAUAAGAAUUAUACUGUUAUGACAAAGGGCAUAUGCAUAACAUAUAAUUCUUCUUUGGUAGGGGGGGAGGUUGGUUGUAGUAAGUUUCCUUCUGAUAAUAUAAUUUGAAAAUUAUACUCCCACUGCCAUACACAGAGAAAUGAGAAAAUGAUAUUUGUUUCAUACAUGCCUUAAGAAGAAAACUCGAAUGUCUAGACCAGUUUCAUCUGUGAAAUUUUUGUUAUAGUUGUAUACUGUACACAAAUAGGCAUACUUGUCGUUUCAUGAUCAUAAUAUUGUGGAGAAAGCACUCAAAGUAACUUUUAUAGAUGUCUGAUUUUGAAGCAAACAAUGCAUUACCACUGCAUAAGUUAAUAAUUUUACCCAAGUUAGGCAUAUAAUUUUUGGGUUAAAUGUGAUUUAACCUUCAUAUUGUAUUUCAGCAUCCUGUUGCAUUGAUGUAUCACUCUACACACUUGCAUCCAUCUCUAAUUCAAUUUGAUCACAGUCUCUUCUUAUUCAAAAACAACAUUAAAAUCAGAAUCAUUGCUACAUGUUUUGGCCCUACUUGGCCCUCCUCAGGCAACCAUUCACUUUUUGAAACCCCAACACUGCACUAGUUCCUAAAUCAAAAUGUUUCAGUGCUGUUGUGUUCAAAUGUUUGACUACUGGAAACAACAUACUAAUGGGGCACAUGAAACUAACAAUGAUAACACCACUAUGCCAAUGUUCAUAGGGAUAAAUAAAGUAGCACAAAAAACAUGGAUGCUGAAAGAGGAAAAUCAUGUGGGAAAAGAUAAAGAGUUACAUUUUCAAACAAUUGUAUUUUAGUGCGAAUGACAAAAAUGCAAUUGUUUGAUAAUGUACCUCUUUAUCCUUUCCCACACGAUUUUCCUCUUUCAGCAUCCAUGUCUUUUGUGCUACUUUAUUUAUCCCUAUGAACAUUGGCAUGGUGCUGUUAUCAUUGUUAUUUUCAUGUGCCCCGUUAGUAUGUAUGUUCCCAGUAGUCAAACAUUUGAACGCAACAGCAUUGAAAUAUUUUGAUUUAGGAACUAGUCCAGUGUCAAGGGUUCAAAAAGUGAAUGGUUGCCUGAGUAGGGCCAAGUAGGGCCGAAACAUGUAGCAGUGAUUGUGAUUUCAAUGUCAUUUUUGAUUAAGGAGAGAUUGUGAAUAGAGUUGCAUUAGAGACAGAAGUGAAUGUGUAGAGUGAUUUAACCUGAUGUCAGCACCUGAAACAAUUUAAUGAAAGGUUAAGUUCUAUGCUAGUUAACUUCCUUUCCUCCAGAACCAAAGAAAAGUAUUUAAAUUUUCAAAAACCUCAUGUAAUCUCCAUAUCAAAUGUCUAUGUGUUCCAGAAUAUACGCAUGGAAUUCUGCUCUUUAAUGAGGGAAGAAAUAUUGCAGCUUGUUGGAAAUGUGAAUAGAAUCUAUUAAAAGUGUGACUGCAAUAUGCAAGUUAGUUUCAGAAUGUUGGAAUAUUACUUAGCAAGCAAAUGUACUGAUGUAAUGCAAUUAUUAUACUGUACAUCAGUGUCACAGUGCCUGAAAUACGUAAUUAUCACAUGACUUCUGCCUUUCAAAUUUAUAAAAUAACAAAAUCCAAAAAUCAUGCAGCCAACUUCUUUGACAAGACCCCCAUUUAAGAGUGCUAGAAUGCAUUGUUGACAUUGAUGGUGACAGAGGUUUUCAUCCUUAAACAAACAUUUCGUUUAUGAAAUUAAAUAGUGUUUUCAGCAUAACCUAAACAAUUUCUCCUCUCACCCCAUUAAAUAUAGAUUUUUCUCUGAAGGUCUGGCAUCUGUAAGCAAGUUACAUAGUCACAUGAUAUUAACAGUGAUCAAAAUCAAGUAAGGAAAUGUUGCUUGCCGCCAGAAAUUAUGUUCAUUACAAAUUGCUUCUUUGAAGAUGAAUAUAUAGGCAAUAUUCAACACUUCAGUGCAGAAAUUUAUUUACACAGAAACUAGCUAUCCUUUUCAGGGUGUAACACUAACCACUCACCUCCAUGUGGAUCUAAACAUCUACUCCCCAUACACUUUCACGGUGUAGUGCUUAAUUGGUUAAGCACAGGGACAAAUUUACCUGUACUAGCCAUCCUUUGGGAUGUUAGUAGUUCAAGAAUGACAGUUACAGGGUUAACAACAUUAAUUCUGGCUCAGCUCAUUGACAAAUACUGAUACUAUAGAUAAAUUCCUUUUAAAUAUGUUUUAAUUUCUUAAACCUACAUCAACUCUCUGGCAAAACAUAAAAAUAUAUCUUCAAAUUCUGAGUUCCUAGUUUAAAUUCAGUGUGAAUAUGUUUAAUUUUAUUGAUCCAUAUUUCAAUUUUAUAUAUAUAUAUAUAAGAAUUUUAUGUCAAAAGGCAGCAGAAAGACAUGUCAGCUUCAUAUGACACACACAUGUAACUCAGAAGUUACAUAGUAUAGACUGUAAAUUCUUCAGCCAUGUAAAGUAAUCCUCUGUUAUUUUUACCUAUAUUAAAUGUAACCUACAAGACUCCAUGAUAGUUACUGACAUGUCCCCUGUGUGAAAAAUUAAUCAUAUGCAGUUGACACUAGUGUUUCCUUUGUUGAGAUAAAAAAUAGUCUAUAAUGUCCCUCACAUUAUUGUAAUAUUGUGGUUUGGAGAGUGGAUAGUGGUGCUAUAGUGAAAGAUCUAAAUAAUUAGGUAGCUCAGAAAUUGGAUCAUUUUCUCCUCUGAAAUAGCUAAGUACUGAGUUUUGAUGUAUUUAUUGACACAAAAAUUCCUAUCAUUGCUUGCAUUUAUCAGACAGCUAUAUUGCCAUUGACAUUAUAAAGAAAAUCACCAAAGUUCAAAAUGACCAUCCCUUAGUAUUGACAGUUAGUACAAGGAAAUUAAUGUUACUUCACAAGUAAGAAAUUCCCUGUACUUGAAAUAUAUUCAUGUUGACAGAUAUUGUAAUGAAUACUAUGAAGAAAUUUCCUUUACUUAACACAUAAUCAUUAUAUAAAUAUUACCACAGAUGAGUGAUGUUAAUUGUAAUGAAUACUCCUGUUAUACGCAUGAUAUGUUAAGAAUUAAAGUAAUAUGAAGAGGCUUCCAUCAUAUGAUGAAACUCAAUUAAGACUAUUGCCCAGGAAAGAUAUACAAAUAGGAAUUCUUCAGGUUAUGAGUUCAGAAUAAAUCCUCUCAAAUUUGGAGAGCAAUACUUAUUCCUAUUUUAUGAUUCAGUAUAGUUGGUACCUUAAAUUAUAAUCCAUAUUUUAAAAUGAAGUUCAUUAUAUGAAUAACCCACCACCAAUACCAUAAGUUUAUGACAGACUCAGCAUGAAUAACAGAAUCAGAGACUGCGAUGCCAAGAAUUCCCAUAAGUGUAUAUGUUCACGUGUUUGAUGGUGACACUUCUAGUCAGAUAAAGAGUCAAAAUACAAUUUUACUUGAUAACAGAUUUGAGGGUAAUGAGUAAGUAACCUUUAACAAGUCAUACUUGGAACUCAUAAAAUUAAUAAAUAUGUAUGUAUAUAUAUAUAUGUAUGUAUGUAUAAACUGAAUCGAGCAGUUUGAUUGUAUGAAAAUACGAAAACCAGUGCAGGUACAUACAACAGUCAAGUGAAAAUACUUCAUGCCCUUUUCACAUUGUUAUUGCUGACAAGUGCAUAUCUGAUUACGACAUGUUUUGUGGUCAUGAAAGUAAAACACCAUUCUAUAAUUCUUUGCUCUUUUUUAUGAAGGAAGCACUGAUGAAGAAAUUAAAAUUUUGUGGCCAUUGCUGCUAUGUUUUUUUGCUUUGAAGCUUGUCCAAUAAGCUGCCACUUAAAUUAAGAGCAGUUUUGAUCUUGUCCAUUUUAAUGUCAUCAUGAUCAUCACAUUAAUUUCUUGUCAGAAUUAUGGCACUCCACAUAUUACUUUUCAUACACUAUAAAAUUUAAAUGUAUAGUGUUUAACCAUUGCCAUGAAAUUGGACAACUUAUUCAAUCUUGGCAGUGCUUUAGAAUGCAGUUACUUGCCAACUGAAAUUUGCUGCAGUGAUUUUAGCUGUCUACAAUUUUGUAAUAAAGAAAGUGUGUUUGUCAGUCUGCAGUGGCGAUGUUCCUCUAGGUUUUUGCCUUAGCAGUGCAAAACCAUACACAUAACACACAAAAAGUUGGAUAUCUUGCUUGACUAAUAACUCAUUUAAUACUUUUCCUCAUCAUUAUCUCUUAGGAAAUGUGAUAAUAUUAUUUUACUCCAUAUUUAUAUGAGAAUUAUAAUAAAUCUUUACACAUAAUUGUUGAAUUUAUUCAGGAACUGUUUGAGUGUUGUUAGAACUUGUCAGGCUGCUUAACAUCUGUUAUUAUUUCCUUCCAGAUAAUUAUAACGUAUCUUAGUUGUACAAAAAAUCUUGCGGCAUAAUGUACUUCAUAAUAAUCAACGUUUAGCUGACGAAUAGCUUAUUUAAGGUGAAGGAAGAUGAAAUAAAAGUGUUGUUAUUUUUGAAAAAUAUUUUUUCCUAGCUAUUGAAAUGUAUUGAAGAUGGACUGUGCUUCGUUUUCGAGUGGACUUUAUUAUCACAUUAUUAUUACUAUUAUCAAUAAUAAUAUACAUGUCCUGAAUGAAUGUAUCUAAACUUGAGAUUGCUGCCAGUGUUUUUAUUGGCUAAAGAAGAUGGAUGUGUUAACAGGCAAAAUAAAGCUUAAAUAAGUGCCAGAA